Aspergillus heteromorphus CBS 117.55 is the source of this 951-nucleotide messenger RNA. Its product is annotated as putative glucosamine-6-phosphate isomerase. The transcript is spliced from 3 exons. The coding region runs from base 1 to 951 and encodes 316 amino acids. Gene Ontology annotation, biological process: carbohydrate metabolic process; D-glucosamine catabolic process; N-acetylglucosamine catabolic process. Gene Ontology annotation, cellular component: cytoplasm. The record is from RefSeq and is a predicted model, not a curated record. Gene Ontology annotation, molecular function: glucosamine-6-phosphate deaminase activity; identical protein binding. NCBI's taxonomy places the organism in Eukaryota, Fungi, Ascomycota, Eurotiomycetes, Eurotiales, Aspergillaceae.
AUGCGUCUGAUCAUCCGUGACCGUCCAGAGCAAGCGGCGCAGUACAUCGCCGCAUAUAUAGUAGAGCGAAUCAACGCCUUCAAGCCUAGCGAGGAUCGUCCGUUCGUCCUGGGAUUGCCGACGGGUAGUAGCCCAGUGCCCGUGUACCAGGAAUUGAUCGCGGCAUACCAACGGGGCGCAAUAUCGUUCCAGCAUGUCGUGACCUUCAACAUGGAUGAAUACGUAGGACUACCGCGCGAGCAUCCCGAAUCGUACCACUCGUUCAUGUGGAAAAGCUUUUUCAGUCAUGUCAACGUCCCGCCAAAGAAUGUCAACAUACUGAAUGGAAAUGCGAAGCGGUUGGAUGAAGAGUGCCGCGCCUACGAGGCAAGGAUUCAGGCGCUUGGGGGCAUCGAGUUGUUCCUUGGCGGGGUGGGGAGCGACGGUCACAUUGCGUUCAACGAGCCAGGCUCAAGCCUGGUGAGCAGGACGAGGGUGAAAACUCUCGCCUAUGAAACAAGAAUUGCCAAUGCGCGGUUCUUUGGCAGGAAUUUCGACGCGGUGCCACGCAUGGCAUUGACGGUCGGGGUGCAGACCAUCAUGGAUGCAAGAGAAGUUGUGAUAAUUGCGACAGGGGCAACGAAAGCACGCGCUAUUCAACAGGCAGUUGAAGGAGGGUUGAGCCAUAUGUGCACUCUGUCCUGUCUGCAAAUCCACCCUCGCAGCAUGGUCGUGGUGGAUGAGGACGCCACACUGGAUCUGACAGUAAAAACAGUCAAGUAUUUUACUGGAGUUGAGCGAACUCUGAUCCAGCAAGACGAGAUGCCAACGACGCCUGUCGAAGUCCCAAGUUCGUGCUGGGGAGAGCCAAUGGAAGGGGAACUGACACCGGAUAGCAUGUCCUCGCGUAUAGAUAGCCCAAAGUCCAGGCUGACCGUACGCUCCGCAACAUUCCCAUUCGCGCACAAUUAA